Amaranthus tricolor (Joseph's coat) is the source of this 1959-nucleotide messenger RNA. Its product is annotated as folate transporter 1, chloroplastic. Gene Ontology annotation, molecular function: FAD transmembrane transporter activity; folic acid transmembrane transporter activity. Gene Ontology annotation, biological process: folate import into mitochondrion; nucleotide transport. NCBI's taxonomy places the organism in Eukaryota, Viridiplantae, Streptophyta, Magnoliopsida, Caryophyllales, Amaranthaceae. The transcript has 11 exons. The record is from RefSeq and is a predicted model, not a curated record. Bases 129 to 1055 code for a protein of 308 amino acids.
GUUUUACUUCUAAAAUUGAAAUUUUGACACGCUAAGUUUCCAAAUCCGGGUUUACUAAUUUAUAUUGGUUUUGUACCGCCACCAUUUUCUGAAACUCAUUUGAAGAAUCAUUUACUAUCAUCGGAAAAAUGGUCGGAGAAGGCGGGUGGGAGAAUGCCGCCGCAGGGUCCAUUGCCGGUUUCGCAACUGUCGCAAUUAUGCAUCCUCUCGACGUCGUCCGCACUCGUUUCCAAGUUAAUGAUGGGCGAAUUGCAAAUCUUCCAACUUACAAGAACACUCCUCAUGCUCUCUUCUCCAUUGCUCGUUUGGAGGGCCUGCGGGGGCUUUAUGCUGGAUUUUUUCCUGCAGUUCUUGGAUCAUCUGUUUCAUGGGGACUGUUUUUCUUCUUCUACAACAAAGCCAAGAAUAGGUAUUCUCGUGACAUGGAGGAGAAGCUGAGUCCUGGACUUCAUCUAGCAGCAGCUGCUGAGGCUGGAGCACUGGUUUCUUUUUGCACAAAUCCUGUUUGGCUCAUCAAAACAAGAUUGCAACUUCAGAAUCCUCUUCAUCAAACUCGUCAGUAUUCUGGUGUCUAUGAUGCUUUAAGAACCAUAUUGAAAGAGGAAGGUUGGACUGCACUCUAUAAAGGAAUUUGGCCAAGUCUUUUCCUGCAGGUCUCUCAUGGUGCAAUUCAGUUCACAGCUUAUGAGGAACUGCGCAAACUUCUCGUGAAUUUCAAAUCCGAAAGGGCCAAAAGCAAAGAUGUUGAUGUAUUGAAUUCACUAGAUUAUUCCAUUUUAGGAGGUUCUUCAAAAAUCUCUGCCAUCCUCAUUACAUAUCCAUUUCAGUGUUUUUGCAGGUCAUCCGAUCAAGAUUACAGACCGAAUGCUGAUGGAGUUCCAAGAUAUGCAGAUAGCUUUCAUGUGGUGAAAGAAACUGCACGGUUUGAAGGUCUUCAUGGUUUCUACAAAGGUAUUACUGCUAAUCUAUUGAAGAAUGUACCUGCAUCUGCUGUAACAUUUGUUGUAUACGAGAAUGUAAUAAAGUUGUUUAAAUUGACUCGAAGAAAAGAUUGAUUCUAAUUGCAUUCGCUUAUAUAUGUUAAUUGUUUUUACUAAUGCUACCAUUGUUCUUUGAUGUUUUCUUUACUUUAUCCCCUUAUCCUGGAACUUUUUCGAAUCACCAUUCUUCCAUUAGUCGACUGUUAUAUACAGGAUCGUCGAAGAAUAGGCCAAUAAGCAUUAGCAGUAUGAGCUCAGAGUUGUAAUUCUGCUGGCAAAGUCAUAAGCAAUAUAAUAACUAAGAUUGGUUCCUCCGCCUCCAUGUUUUGUAUUUCAUGUAUCAUGAGUUCAUGUAGCUUUUCUUAUGUGUUCUUCAUGUCUAAAUUAACUUCCGUUGGUGCUUUUGGAAUUAUUGGUGCUUGACAAGGUCUUUACAACCCUAUUAAACACAAAAACAAUAAUAAUGUUUUCUAAUUAUUCUCUCUGUGUCUCGGGAAUAGCACCAUUUGACCCAAAAGCUCUCACAUAAUUGAGUCGAAUGGUGCUAUUCGCCAAUAAGGACAUGCUUGAUGCUUGAGUUUACAUGAUAUCCUCUGUACUGCCCUAUAUCAGAUCAAGAGUGAAAAAAUAAUGGCCUUAUGCAAUAACCCAAUAGAGAUUGCUUUAAAUUUUAUUGAUAUGUAGAACAAUGGGUAUUGUGUGAGAUUAUCUUUUUGAGAAAAUUUGAAAAAAGUAAGACGAUUUAACAACUUUUUUUCCAAAAUAAGCUCCGUAAAAACUUAUUUCCCAAAAUAAGCGUCCGUACAUCCAAGCCUAGCCUCGGGAAGAGUCGCUGUUAGUGACAGCGAAAGUGAAAAAAAAAAAUUAAAAGCCCAAAGUCGCUGUUACUAACAGCGACUUAAAAAAAAUAAAAAAAUAAAAUAUAUAGUAACAGCAACAUGUCCCGUUUGACAUGACCAAUUUUGUGCAGCAGCGUAAC